Molecule: messenger RNA, 874 nt
Organism: Sinocyclocheilus rhinocerous
Lineage: Eukaryota; Metazoa; Chordata; Actinopteri; Cypriniformes; Cyprinidae
Product: carcinoembryonic antigen-related cell adhesion molecule 1-like
Exons: 4
Source: RefSeq, a predicted model, not a curated record
GUGUGUCUGGUGUUGGUGCAGAUGAAGUGCCAGUGUUUGUGAUGGAGGGAGAUUCAGUCACUCUACACACUAAUAUUGAAGCAAAUCAACAAGGAAAGAUAAGGUGGUAUUUUAAUGACAUCCAAGUCGCUGCAAUCAUUGGAGAAAAGAGAGAAAUCUGUACAUAUGAUGAGUGUAAAGAGAUUUUCAGAGACCGACUGAAACUGAAUCAUCAGACUGGAUCUCUGACCAUCACAAACAUCACAAACACAGACACUGGAGUUUAUAGACGAAAGGUAAUCAACAGUGGCAGCUUCAGUGACAAGAUCUUCAGUGUUUCCGUACAUGGAGUUUCUGCUGCUGAACGAGAUAAAAUGAAGAGAAAGUCAGUGAAGGAGGGAGAAUCUGUUACUUUAGAUCCUGGUGUAGUAAAAAACCUGAAUAGUGUGAUGACGUGGUAUUUUAGUGACAUUCUCAUUGCUGAAAUCACUGGAGAUCAGAGUAAGAUCUGUACAGAUGAUCAGUGUAAAGAGAGAUUCAGAGACAGACUGAAGCUGGAUCAUCAGACUGGAUCUCUGACCAUCAGCAACACCAGAACCACAGACUCUGGACUCUAUACACUACAGAUCAACAGCAGCAGCUUCAGUAUUAGCAGAAUAUCAACUGUUUUAACUGUCAUUGAGUCAGGUCUUUCUCCAGGUGUUAUAGCAGGGAUUGUUGUUGUUCUGUUGCUCAUUGCUGCAGUAGCUGCUGUGUUCCUCUAUCGCAGAGCAAGAAGGAAAGACACAGAACAAUCGUGAUCAGGUGAGAUACUAUGAGGACUGAACCUGUCUGCUUAAAUAAAUAAAUAACCACAGAUUCAGAUCUGUGAGAAAUUUAUAAAUCAGUACACAGA